CCAAAAGCGAGCAGAAACCAGCCGUUGCAGUUGCCAGUUGCCACCGCCGAUGCUAACAUACUGGCUACUAAUAGAUAUCUAUCACCGACACUCGCAUUCCCCACAUUUCUCGCACUAAACGUCUAAACCGACGUUCAUCACCUCUCUCACACAAAUGCACUUGUUAGUUGGUUGAUCGGAGACACUGAGUUAAAAGGUCUGUUUUGGCGGUGGAUGGAAAAUGGAGUACAUCCACAAUUUGCCGACCAUGGAUCUAAUGCGCUCCGAGAAGAUGAUGUUCGUGCAGCUCAUUCUCCCCGUCGAGUCCGCUCACCGUGCUGUCUCUUAUCUCGGCCAACUCGGUCUCAUGCAAUUCCGCGACUUAAAUGAUGAGAAAAGCCCUUUUCAGAGAACAUUUGUUAAUCAGGUUAAAAGAUGUGCUGAGAUGUCCCGGAAACUACGUUUUAUCAAAGAUCAGAUACAUAAAGCUUGUUUGACACCAUCUUCUAAUUCAUCUUCUCAAUCUGAUACUGAUUUAGAAGAAUUAGAGAUUCAACUUGCUGAGCAUGAGCAUGGGUUAAGUGAAAUGAAUGCUAAUAGUGAGAAACUGCAGCGGACAUACAAUGAGCUGCUUGAGUUUAAGAUGGUAUUGCAGAAGGCAGGAGACCUCCUUUUACCAAGUGAGAGUCCUAUGACAGCCCAGGAUACAGAAUUAAAGGACAAUGUCCAUAUUAGUAAUGAUUAUGCAGACACCUCGUCACUGCUGGAUCAGGAGAUGCUAAAUGGACCUUCUAAUCAGUGUGGUGUGGGAUUUGUUAGUGGUAUCAUCCCUAAAUCUAAAGUCCUAAGAUUUGAGAGGAUGCUCUUUCGUACAACAAGGGGAAACAUGCUUUUCAAUCAGGCACCAGCUUAUGACCAAAUCCUGGAUCCUGCAACAAAUGAGAUGGUUGAGAAAACAGUUUUCAUCGUAUCAUUCUCAGGGGAACAGGUGAGAAUAAAAAUUCUGAAAAUUUGUGAAGCUUUUGGUGCAAAUUGCUAUCCUGUUCCAGAAGAAAUGACCAAGCGGAGGCAUAUAACUCAAGAGGUUCUAUCACACCUGUCUGAUCUGAAGACAACCUUAGAGGCUGGCCUCUGUCAUCGAGAUAAGGUUUUGACAUCCAUUGGAUUUCACCUCCCUAAGUGGAUGAACAUGGUGAAAAGGGAAAAGGCUGUUUAUGACACAUUAAAUAUGCUGAAUUUUGAUGUCACAAAGAAGUGUUUGGUGGGUGAGGGUUGGUGUCCUAUCUUUUCUAAAACUAAGAUACAGGAAGCUCUGCAACGUGCAACAUGUGAUAGUAAUUCACAAGCUGAUAUAAUCUUUCACGUGAAGGACUCAGUUGAGUCUCCUCCAACAUAUUUUCAAACCAACAAUUUCACAUAUGCAUAUCAAGAAAUUGUUAAUGCAUAUGGUGUUGCUAAAUACCAGGAGGCGAACCCUGCAGUUUAUACAAUUAUUACGUUUCCGUUUCUUUUUGCUGUCAUGUUCGGGGACUGGGGUCAUGGUAUAUGCUUGUUAUUAGGGGCGCUGAUCCUAAUUGUCCGUGAAAAGAAACUUGGUUCUCAAAAACUUGGCAGCUUCAUGGAGAUGCUAUUUGGUGGUCGAUAUGUACUCCUCCUGAUGUCUCUCUUUUCAAUUUAUUGUGGCUUGAUAUACAACGAAUUUUUUUCCGUUCCUUUUAACAUAUUUGGAAGCUCUGCCUAUCGAUGCCGGGAUGCUACAUGCAGUGAAUCUCGUUCUAUUGGUUUAGUCAAAUAUCAUGACACAUAUCCAUUUGGCGUGGAUCCAAGUUGGCGUGGAAGUCGUUCUGAGCUGCCUUUCUUAAAUUCUUUAAAAAUGAAAAUGUCUAUUUUGUUCGGCAUUGCACAAAUGAAUUUAGGAAUCAUCCUAAGUUAUUUUAAUGCUCGCCACUUUCGCAGCUUGCUUGAUAUUAAGUAUCAGUUUGUACCUCAAAUGAUCUUCCUUAACAGUCUGUUUGGGUAUCUUUCACUUCUCAUCAUUACCAAAUGGUGUACUGGUUCUGAAGCAGACCUUUAUCAUGUGAUGAUUUACAUGUUCUUGAGUCCUUUCGAAGACUUAGGUGAAAACCAGCUGUUUUGGGGUCAGAGCUUUUUCCAGGUUAUAUUGUUGCUUUUGGCUGUUAUUGCUGUUCCAUGGAUGCUCUUUCCAAAACCUUAUAUUUUGAAGAAACUCCACUCUGAGAGAUUUCAAGGCCGAACAUAUCAGAGUCUUGAAACCUCCGACAUCUAUACUGACAGGGACUACGAUUCUGCAAGCCAAUCGGACCCUGAGGAAUUUGAUUUUACCGAGGUAUUUGUGCAUCAAAUGAUACACACCAUCGAAUUUGUACUUGGUGCAGUAUCAAAUACUGCGUCAUAUCUCCGGCUGUGGGCUUUGAGUUUGGCCCACUCGGAGUUAUCGACUGUUUUCUACGAAAAAGUUCUCCUUCUUGCGUGGGGGUAUGACAGUCUCGUUAUUCGUUUGGUGGGUCUGGCAGUUUUUGCUUUUGCCACAGCAUUUAUACUACUCAUGAUGGAGACACUCAGUGCUUUCCUCCAUGCCCUGCGUCUUCAUUGGGUGGAGUUUCAGAAUAAGUUCUACAGCGGCGAUGGCUACAAAUUUGAACCCUUUUCGUUUGCUGCAUUGAAUGAUGGUGAAGAUUAGAACCUCCAAGUUCCACGUCCAUUUGGCAUUUUUGCGAGGAAGUAGCAGCGAGGAAGAUGAAAUCUCUUGGUGUGCCUUCUGAUUGUAGAGUUGGACACGGACAAUGGGCUGCUACUCUCGAAAUUCAACAUCAUACAUACAUAGGCUCAAGACUAUAGAUGCAAUGGUCUAUGUCUUUCCAUAAGGUGUGUAUGUAAACCAUAUCCUCCUAGUGUGAAGGAGUUAUACACUUCUCUGUGCGUAAACUGUCUAUAUUUUGUUCGUUCUUGGGGAUGCAUUAUUUGGGUCUUCUUGCUAGCCAUACAUAACUUUCAUAAACAACAAUCACUGCUUAGCUGCAUGUGCUAUAUGCUAUGCGAUUAUUGAUUCUUUA
Messenger RNA from Salvia hispanica, 3053 nucleotides. Its product is annotated as V-type proton ATPase subunit a1-like. Gene Ontology annotation, biological process: proton transmembrane transport; vacuolar acidification. Gene Ontology annotation, cellular component: vacuolar proton-transporting V-type ATPase complex; vacuolar proton-transporting V-type ATPase, V0 domain. NCBI's taxonomy places the organism in Eukaryota, Viridiplantae, Streptophyta, Magnoliopsida, Lamiales, Lamiaceae. Gene Ontology annotation, molecular function: proton-transporting ATPase activity, rotational mechanism; ATPase binding. The record is from RefSeq and is a predicted model, not a curated record.